Molecule: messenger RNA, 1395 nt
Organism: Sinocyclocheilus anshuiensis
Lineage: Eukaryota; Metazoa; Chordata; Actinopteri; Cypriniformes; Cyprinidae
Gene: cd68
Product: CD68 molecule
Exons: 6
Coding region: 200-1036 (278 amino acids)
Biological process (GO): establishment of protein localization to organelle
Cellular component (GO): plasma membrane; late endosome membrane; lysosomal membrane
Source: RefSeq, a predicted model, not a curated record
UGAGUUUCUGGGACGCUGAAUGCCUCACUAGUUGUGAUUGGACAAACACUCAAAGCGAGUGUUGAAAGAUUGACUUCCUUCACUUUAUCAGUGGUUUCGUUUCAGGCGAGUAAGUGCAGUGAGCGACAGGCUUUCUACGCCAGAUAGAGCACACAAUCCAGCGAGUUUUUGUGUCAAGUACAUCGCAAUAAGGGCGAAAAUGAAAUACGGAUUAUUAUUGAUCACGCUUUGCAUUACUGCAACAGCUCUCACCUCAGGUGAAUAUAGUUCAGCUUAUAUGGCCGUUGGCUUGGACACAACAACCCACAAUCCAAAAACAACAACCCACAGUCCGAAUACAACAACCCCCAGCCCCAACACAACAACCCACAAUCCGAAUACAACAACCUCCAGGCCAAAAACCACAGUUACCACUCCAAUACCAUCUCCAACACCACCCACCAACAUGGCGGUGGGCCAUUAUAAUUUUAGUAAAGAUGGCAAAGUAUGUAUUAUGGUUGAAAUGGCAAUUGGGAUCCGUGUGAACACCAGCAAGGUUAAUGGCACAUUCAUUGUUCAGCAAAACAAAACCACUGUCAGUGGAGAAUGUGGGGACAAAGCCUCUACUAUCAGAAUAAUAUUCAGUGAAGGCCAAUUUACCCUGAAAUUUAGAAAUAAUGAGACGAUAAAAAAGUUCUAUGUGGAGUAUAUGGAUUACGACUUGACCUAUGCCUUCAAAACAGGAGAGUCAAAUGAUUACUCAGGGAAGAACGAUUCUCUUGAGCUGUUUUCUGUGGAACCGGGUCACUCUUACUCCUGCCAGGCUGAGACGGUGUACAUGGGAGAUGGUGUUAGUCUGGACUUGACCCAUAACAAGUUUCAGGCCUUCGACUUCAAAAACAAUGAAUUCGGACCACCUGAAGUAUGCAAGGCUGAUCAACAUGACUACCGCGUUGCCAUCGUCGUGGGCAUAAUCCUCAUCAUACUCAUCGUCAUUGUAGUCAUGGCUUACCUCAUCAGCAGGAAACGGAGGAGUGAUGGGUACCAGUCACUAUAGAGGCCUACAAGUCGUGAUUUAUGAGAAUACCAGCAAUUCCAGUUUACAGGAAUCUUAAUGCUGUUAUGUAUGUCUUAAGUGAAUGUUACUUAUGUAUACUGAUGAACAUGGAUGGCCUAGGAUCUGUCCAAACAAUGUUUACUAUGCAGGGACAGUAUGCCACAUCCUAACACAAGUUGAAGUUGCCAUCACAAGUUCUAGUAUUCAUUCUGUUGUGCAUGUUUUUUUCCUGUUUUUUUUUUUUUUUAACCUGAAGAGCUUUACUAUACUGUAUUGUGAUCUGAAGCUGCAUUUAUGCACUGAAUAUUGGGCGUAAUGUGUAAUUUUGGUUACAAAUAAAAAAAUAAUUUGUUCAAAAA